GAGCACAAGUUCUCGUCGCUGGAGGAGGCAACCACAGAAAGCGACUUGUUAUUGAUUACUCAAGAACUAUCAAUAUUUUUACCGAACUGGACGCCUAUCCCUUGCCAAAAAUAAAUUCAAUAAUUUCAAAAGUUUCCAAAUUCAACUUUUUCAGUCAAAUCGAUUUGAAAAGCGCUUAUCAUCAAGUGCCCAUACUGAAAAAAGAACAGAAGUUUACUGCCUUCGAAGCAUGUGGAAAACUGUACGAAUUUACUCGAAUCCCAUUUGGCGUUACUAACGGCGUAGCCGCUUUCCAGCGAACACUAGAAUUCAUCAUAGAAAAGGAAAAUUUAGUUGGAACCUAUGCUUAUCUCGAUGAUGUGACCAUCUGUGGCGUGACUAAGGCCGAACACGAUAAAAACCUUAAUGCCUUUCUACAGGCGGCUGAAAAGUAUAGACUUACAUUGAAUAAAGAAAAGUGCACCUUUUGUUCGGAAACCAUCAAUCUUUUGGGUCACACCAUCACCAAUCAGACAAUCAAACCUGACAAAUCAAGAAUACAACCUUUACUCGAUCUUCCUGAGCCUAAAGAUUCAAUGUCACUCAAAAGGGUUUUAGGAUUAUUUGCACAUUAUAGCCCAUGGGUAAGAAACUUUUCUCAUAAAUUGAGGCCAUUGAUAGAUAGUACCGAAUUUCCUCUUUCUAACGAAGCAUUAUCAAGCUUUAACAAUUUAAAGACUGAGCUCGCUAACGCUAGUUUACAUGCAAUUGAUCUUAAAGCUACUUUCACUGUCGAAACGGAUGCAUCAGAAUAUGCGAUUGGAGCCAUUUUAUCACAGGACGAACGACCUGUAGCUUACUUUUCUCGUUCAUUAUCUCCACCUGAGAGACGCCACUCUUCAAUAGAAAAGGAGGCGUGUGCCAUCGUUGAAGCACUUCGCAAGUGGCGCCACUUCCUUUUAGGAAGGCAUUUUAUUUUAAUCACUGACCAGCAGUCAGUAGCAUUUAUGUUGCAAGCUCACCAUUCAAGCAAAAUUAAGAAUGAAAAGGUAGAGCGUUGGAGACUCGAGCUAUCAGCAUACAAAUAUGAUGUUAUAUAUAGACCGGGGAAGGAGAAUUUGGCCGCUGAUGCACUGUCUCGCGUUUGUGCUCAGAUACACACCAACGUCACAAAUAAACUAAUUGAGUUGCACAACGCUCUUGGACACCCUGGUAUUACUCGUAUGACUCAUUGGAUCAGAACUAAAAAUUUGCCAUACUCUGUCACUGAUAUAAAAGCGAUUACUUCUGCUUGCAGAAUUUGUGCUGAAAUCAAACCACAAUUUCACAAAACUCAAGGAAAGCUUAUUAAGGCGAUAGCUCCUUUUGAACGACUAAGCAUUGAUUUCAAAGGCCCAUUACCUUCAAAGAGCAAGAAUAAAUACAUCCUCACUAUUAUCGAUGAAUUCUCUAGAUUUCCAUUCGCAUAUCCUUGUCAAGAUUUAUCUGCAGACACUGUAAUCAGAUGCCUUAAAGAUAUUUUUUUUAUGUUCGGCACUCCUCUCUUUGUCCAUUCUGAUAGAGGCUCUGCUUUUGUGUCAGAACGAGUGCAGCAGUUCUUGCUUUCUAUAAAUGUGGCAAGUAGCCGGACUACUCCAUAUAAUCCACAAGGUAAUGGACAAGUUGAACGUUUAAACGGGACAUUGUGGAGGACAGUACAACUUUUCCUAAAAUCUAAGGGCCUGGAAGUGACGGAUUGGGAACAAGUGCUAUCCGAAUCUUUACAUUCUAUACGUUCUUUACUUUGCACGGCCACAAAUUGCACUCCUCACGAACGUUUGUUUUUCCACCCUCGACGAACAAUGAAUGGGCAGUCGAUACCAUCAUGGUUAUCGUCUUCUGGGACCGCUCUCAUGAAAAGGAAUGUUCGUGCUUCAAAGUACGACCCCUUAGUGGAAGAGGUCGAACUUUUACAAACAAAUCCAUCAUAUUCGUAUAUAAGAUUACAAGAUGGUAGAGAGACCACCGUUUCAAACAGACAUUUGGCUCCUUUACCGGAUGGAGAGGAUGAUUCCUGUCAAGAAGAGCCAUCAGACUUAGAUGAAAUAGUUCAGGAAUCUGAAUCUGUUCAGCAGCCUGAACUUGGUCAAGAAACUGGUGUUGCUGAAGAGCCAGAGGCAAACCUAAGCCGGCGUUCCCACAGGGCUCGCAGAAGACCAGGCUAUCUAGAAGAUUUCGUUUGUGAUAAUGACUAAAGUGUACCUGGACAUUGAAAUAUAGCGAGGGAGAAUGAUAUGAACCUCCUCUGUUGCAAAUUGUCUAUGGUACUUUAAGAAUGAUACA
Molecule: messenger RNA, 2301 nt
Organism: Ostrinia nubilalis (European corn borer)
Lineage: Eukaryota; Metazoa; Arthropoda; Insecta; Lepidoptera; Crambidae
Exons: 1
Coding region: 576-2213 (545 amino acids)
Biological process (GO): DNA integration
Molecular function (GO): nucleic acid binding
Source: RefSeq, a predicted model, not a curated record